Messenger RNA from Dufourea novaeangliae, 7200 nucleotides. RefSeq lists its product as uncharacterized. The transcript has 8 exons. Bases 137 to 7147 code for a protein of 2336 amino acids. NCBI's taxonomy places the organism in Eukaryota, Metazoa, Arthropoda, Insecta, Hymenoptera, Halictidae. Gene Ontology annotation, molecular function: protein dimerization activity. The record is from RefSeq and is a predicted model, not a curated record.
CGAUCGAGCUGUGAAGGGAUCGAAAUGUCAGAGUUACGACGUCGGUUUUCGAGUUUGUGUAAUGUCGGUCAUAAGUGACGUCUUUGCGCUUCUCGCGGCGCAUUCUUCACGCGGAACGAUGCCAAGGGGAUAAAUUAUGCCUCGAAAAGAGAACACCAAAGCGAAAACAUGGGAGCGAGACAGAAGAAAACGUAUGAACGCUUACUUCAAAACCCUGGCAGACCUUUUGCCGCCGUAUCAGGAGGGUCGCAAACGCAACAAGGUCGACAUCCUGAUCCACGCAUCGAAGUAUAUCAAAGACCUCCAUAGUCGUAGCGACGAGUUGUUUUCCGCUCAUGCUUCUGAAGCACACAAGGAAGAAUUGGCUCGUCUCAAAAAACUUGUAACUCAGCUCUUCUCUCGUACACAGUUGUUAUCAACACUGUUACGAGAGGCUGGAAUCUCUGUGCCUGCAGAACCAGCUCUUGAAAAGAUAUCUCCAUUAAAAUGGUCAAAUAAAAUUAACCUAGAGGAUGCAGAGAAGUACUUCGACAAGAUAGAAGAAAUAAAAAGUUCUGAGAACAGACGGGAAAAAUCUACAGAACUUAAAGUGCCUUCUAAGAGAAAAUGUGUGAAUUCUUCUCAGUCAUCUACUAAAAAAUUGGUGGAAAAUAAUGAUAUUUCUAAAGAUGCAAAUAGUUUGAUUGAGAAUCAGGAGAAUCAAGUAAAUUGUGCAAACAGUAAGGAUGACAUUUCAAAUGCCACAGGAAAUAUCUCAGAAGCUGGAUCAAAAGAAUCUGAAUGUUGUCAAACAAAUACAAGUUCUGAGGUACCAGAGAAUGGUCCGUUAAAUGGUAAAACAAAUAAUGGAUUGCAGAAAGUUGAAUCCCAAAAAAAAGUGAAAAGAAAAGUAAAGAAAAAGGAUGGGAAAAAACCUGUAACACCGUGCAUAAAUAAUUCUGUAACUAAUCUCACUCCAAACACUCUCAUCUUGUCUGGGGGCAAAUUAAUGCCUUUGGUAACUCCUGUGGCAUCAAAUAUCAUUGUAAAUGCUCAACAGCAGCCAGCAAAUCCCAUAAUCCUUAGCAACACGCAACAAAAUCAGAUGUUCGUUAUGCAGCCUCUGACCAAUCGCGUACAGAACUCCGUUGUCUCUAUCUGCAAUCAGGCUUUAAUUAACACAGUACAGAAGGUGACCUUGAAUACAGUUCCCAGCAUCCGCACGAACGUGGUGGUAGACUCGCAGAAUUGGGCAUCGAACGUGAAGAAUAUUAUCAAUGCGACAAAAAUCGGCGGUCACAAAGGCAUCCUGCCCAAAGGUAAAGAAGUGACGAAAACAACAAUGACGUACAAAGUUCCUAUUCCAGCCGUUCACAAAGAGAAAGCUGAAAAAUUAAAGGAAAACAAAAAAGAGGAAGUUAAAUCGAAAAUAAAUAAAAAUCACGUAAAAAAUGCAAAAAAUCAGCAGUCGUUAGAAAUAGUGGAGGAGAAGAUGGAAAGCGAGAAGAGCGGGAAAACUACAGAAGAUUCCAAUUCACCUCAGAAAGGAUCCCUCAAGCGACCAAGUACGGAAGUUGGAUUGAUCGAUGAACCAGCUGACAAAAAACAAAAGACAAAUGAAACUACUGAAAAUAUUGCUAUGGUGCAGUCCGUGCCUGUGACAAAAGCAGAUUUUGCUGUGACUUGUAAAUCUAUCGAAAGUCUGAGGCAUGUGAUAGAGAAGAUAGGUGAAGACACGAAUGAAGGUCAAGAUAAGAGUCAUGUUCCGCCUCAAUCAAAUGACAAAGAAUCCUCCACUGAGACCAACGUGGAUUGCCCGAUUUCAGUGUACACACCUAAUAAAGACAACUCUGACUCUUCGAAGUCAAUUGACAGUGUACAGUGUGAAACCAAAAAACUGCAAGAUUCAUCAGUAUCAGGCACAGUAUCGCCGGUUGCUUUUGCAGAGGAGCAUCUGAAAUCUGGUAAUGAAGUUGCUUCAGCUUCUCCGCAUGCUGAAUUCAAUAUUCCAGUGGACAAUGCAUUAGAGAAAUCAGAAAACAGUGUGGAUAGCUCCAACUCCAAGUCGCCUCUGACGGAAGUCGAAGAGGCCGUUCAAGAAUCUGUAAACUCUAAAAAGGUGAAAGAAAUGUGCAACCUGGGUACAGAGUUCGACAAUCUUUUACAGGUGACACGUAAAGAUUCAGACACCAUCGAGGGAACAACGAACCUGGAGAGUAAUAAUAAGAUUAUUCUAAAUCUCGAUACGAACACCACGACAACGUUGAAAUCAGAAACAAAUGCAACAGUACAGACACCAGAUGCAGCAACAGAAUCAUCGUCAUUGCUUCCAGUUGACGUAGUCGAGGAUGAGUCCAAAUUAUCAAAGGCAUCCAAGGAUGAAGCGCCAAAAGCGUCACUCUCCUACAACACCGAAAAUUCUUUUGUGCCCAUUGCUAACAGAGCUGACGGCCUUCACUCUGACCUGUCCAAUGACAUAUUCGCUUCCCUUCAAGUUCCUUCCAGCUCGCACAAUUCCGAAUCCAUAUCGCCUACAGCAGCAUUUCUAAUGGCUUUCCCAUUGGUAUCCUCUUUGAAUGGUAAAACUGAAGUUCUCGAAGAGGAGAUGAAAGAGGAUUUUAAGUAUCAUAGUCAAACUCCACCCAUGUUGCUGCAAAUUGGAACCAUGGAGCCAAAUAGUUUCAAGAUAAAGACGUCAUCGCCAUCCCAUUCAGUUGCAGAAAAACGUUUAAAGGUGAGUUGCGAGGAGAAGAAGAAUAUAAGUCCGCCUGCAAGCGAGACUGUAGCUGCAGAGAUGAUUACUUCUGUGGAGUGCAAUACCACCACAAAAGCCUUGCCUAAGGUUGUGAACGAUGAACCUCUUAGGGAGCCCUACAAAAUCGUGCAAAGUGUGUUACCCUCCUUGGAAAAGUCUGCCCCCUCUAACUCAUUCACUCACACAACAUUGUAUACUAUUGCAAGCGUGUCGACUAACGAGACAAUCAGAACCAACACUGAAACGGGUGGAAAUUGUCAAAAUCAAUUGGCAAGGAGCCUGCAGAACACUAUUACCUCCAGUGAAAAUACUGUUGCUUCCCAAAUCGGUGCUGUAUCCACCUCGAAUAAAACCGACCAGGCUAACUGUCCGGUUCAGGCUUCGACCUGUGACACCAACGUUCGUUAUUCGACCUCCCAAGACUUUCUGUCAAGUUAUUCAACUGUCGUUGAUAACGGUCUCACUAGUCUGCAACAGGGUGGUUCAGCUGUUUGCAGCAACGGGACCAUUUCAGAAGUGAAUCCGGUUGGACUUGAACAAAGCGUAGUGUCUGAUGUCUCUCAGGCAUCCUUGGUUUCCCAGUUGGUAAACACGACAACAACUACAAAUACUCCGUCGUUACCUUUACAGACCGUGCAGAUCGAUUAUACAUCCCAAUUAAAGGACAAGGAUUCUCAUAAUUCCCGUGGCACUUACGGAGUUCAUAGAAAGGACACUUUGGUGGACUCGAGCAUUGUUCCGAACACAAGGCUCAGCUACACCAGUCAUGUUGACAGAGUUCUUCCUACAUCGUCGCAGAAUAUGCAACAAGAUUAUUCUAUACAAUCCAAAGACGCAUCUCUUCCAAUUCUUACUUCCCAGGGUAUGCAAACGGUUUACGCAUCGCAACCUAAAGAUACUCACGUUCUAACCGCACCGCAGAGUACCCAUAACGAGUACUCUGUCGAUCAGAAUAAGAAUCUAUCACGAAAAGAUCCCAUUACUUACUCGACAGGAACUAGCAACGCUUCUGGUAGACAUCAAAGCUAUUCGUCUAAGGACACCAUGGCCAGUUCGUCCGAGAAUCAUUUCCAACAAAAUUAUCCAAAGAUGAAGGACACGGACGCGACGGUAAAUAAUAUUGUAGAUCAGGACGCAAAGUUGAAUGAUAUUCUCAGGUCGAAGCCGCAAGAGGUUCAGGAUCAUAGGCGUGAAACGAAUUACACCACCUCGAAGAAGAUCGACGUUGAUCCGUUCGCUCAAACGUUUUCGUACGGGGUCAAGGAAUCACUGAAUGCGCAGUCCGAGCAGAGCGUUUUGAAUCAGAGCACCGAGAACAUGUUUCAAGGAAAGCGCGAGGACACACAGAAUUACAGUUCAUUCUCUACCAAGGAUAUGAAGAAGAUCAGCACCAGUUCCUCGAAUAGUAUGAGCAGCAAACCGCUGAUUCAAAACACCCCUGUUUCACGUUACUCACAGCAGCCGACGUCGUUCGUUGCCACCUCGAACUACGAGCAAAGUACCGUCACCGACAAUCAUACAAAAUCAACGACCACCGUCGCUCAUAAUACUUCGAACUUCAGUAUUUUAUCGUGGACCACAUUAUCGCCUGUCGGCGGUGGCGGUAGCAACAAUCUGGUGCAGUUCGAACAAGGACAAAAUCAGACCGACAAUACAGAGGUGAAAACCAUUUGCGAGAAUUACAACUACGUUCCCCUGCACAAGGAGAAUUCGAGCUUCUCCAAUGUAUUAACCAACGAUGUUUAUUCGGGCAAUUCAACAGUAGCCGGUAAUAUUGAAAAGUCGCGAAUGAAAUCCGGAAUGGACGCGCAGAAACAGGGGUCCUUCGUUGACCCGUCCAAAACGAGAAAUAUCCAGUCGAGUGUUCCACAGUCUACGGGUAAGCAGAGUCGUAUGCAAAGCCAAACAACCUCGUCCGGUGCUAACGAUUACAACAAGUUCAACAACGCUGAGAAUAAAAACAAAUCCAAGUACGGAAUCGAGUCCGAGUACAUUCAGAAUGAGUAUACCGGGCUGGAGCAGCAGUCGCAACAGCAACAACACGGGCCGAAGAAUCAUCAGUCUAUAAACCAGAAACAGGAAAAAGCUGUAUAUCCGAUGUCCACUUACGAUUCUCAGGUGAGCUUCGAAUUGCCUGAAGUUACCACGCAGAUGAAAUACACCGUCGAUUAUACUGGUGCGAAUUUCAAAUAUCCGGACAAGUCGCAGCAACAGAAUCAGAAUAAGUAUCAGCCGUUGAUCCAGGGACAAGUCGCUUCUCUUCAGCACGACAGCGUUUCGUAUAGCAACAACAACGGAAAGCACGGGCAACAACAGCCGAACACGACGAAGUCAAAGACGAACCAGCAACAGCAGGCGAUCAGAGCGCCUGUGAACUGGAUGAUGACACCGGAGAUCAAGCAUAACGCGAACAUCGCCGACAUCAUACUUCCGCCUAUCGGAAAGGAGCUUGAUUUCUGUCAGAACAAUCUGUUCGCUCAAACCCCGUCGUACAAUCAGGGAACGACCAAUCAAUUUUAUAAUAAUUACGACGUGGCUGCUCACAGUUUCCCGAAUUUACCGGUCCUGCAAACCGAACCAAAGAGAACCACAGACGUGUUUUAUUCCGAGGAGCAACCGUUCCCGUGGUCCCCCACGAAGACCAGUGUUGUUCACGCUGAGCAAACACAAUCGGUAAAGGGGAUCGAUCAACACAUUGUCUCCUCCAGUCUUCCAACGCUGGUCGGUGAUCUGGACCUGGGCACGAAUCUACCGGAGAAACAGAAUUUCUUGUUCGGUCAGGUAUCAUCCAGGGUGGUUCCGUCCGACCAAAACAAAGACCUCGCCAAAGAUAAAGAAGGUAAUGUUACCGGACGUGAUUUCCAUUCUGUACUGAAUAGUCAGACUGUACAGCACUCGGGGGUCGGUCCGUCAUUUCUCUCUGUGAGCCAAUUGGUGGAACACGAGAAGGCAGAGAAAUCGCACCAGCAACAUCAUCAGCAACACCAGCAUCAUCAUCAUCACCAUCAUACUCAUCAACAACAACAGCAACAGCCACAGCACCACCACCACCACCACCAUCAACAACAACAACAGCAACAGCAACAACAGGCCAGAAAAAAUCAAAGGAAAAACAACACUAGUCCCAGAGGAAACAGUAAGCGGCAAAUGGAUAUUCGGAAACAAACGUCGUCCAAUGAGCAGUUGCAUCCGAGGCACGAUGAACAGAAACCAGCUGGCCACAGCUUCACAGAACAGGGGUACCAACAACAUCAACAACAGCAACAACAGAAAUAUCAACAGAAUAAUGUUCACUGGAGAAACAGAAACUGCAAGAGUAAUUACACGGCGGAGGCAUUAAUAGGAACUAACAAUAGUGUCCAUGACGCAACUCAGGACAAACAUGCCUCUAUAAAGUUCACCACUAAUUAUCCUCAGAACAAAUUCCAAACCAGUCUGCCGACGGCGGAUACAGUGAUGCCCAUCAAUUAUUUCUCGAACACCGACGAUGGAAGUGGGUACGGUCAAAUGGUCAAUCAGAACUUUAACUCGUACACAUACUCUUCGAAUACAAACAUCUAUCCAACUUCGAACUUCAUAACCAGCAUAUCGAACACACCUACCAGCUACAUGAUGCCAUUACACGAUAAUGCUGAUUAUAUGGAAGCAAACGCUUUUCUUCUAUCGAAUGUCGCGACUUCCUCGACGGCCACUUCGUCGUCCACGUCUACAGUAACGACCUCAACUUCCAAUGUAAAUACUAACACGAAGAAUCACCAGCACUAUGCAAAGCAUCAGAACUGCGACAAAAGGACCUACUCUACGAACGCAACGAAGAAAGCGAAGAGAAAAGGUCCGGACGGUGGGACAAUGCAGAACUUGGAGUUUCCACUUUCUGGCAUUAAUUCACCCCUGGAAGAUUAUCAUCACUCUGCCACUUUCUUGCCACCGCCACCACCACCACACGCUAGCCCCCUUUACCAGAAUCAUCCACAAGCAAACGUUUACACAAAAGCUGUUAAUAGUUUACCACCACCACCACCACCACCAUCGGUAGCUGGUUCGCAAGGUGUACCGACCGUGGCAACAGCUGGGUUUUCGAUGAAUCCAAAUAUGCCAAGGGGAGGAAUUGUGUCCAGUAAUCCAAUGGCCAUGAGUCAUCAUCCCUCGGGCACCAGUCUCACCAAUUUCAACUUGAGUACUAUAUUUCCUGAGAUGAAUGACAAAAUCACAGGAUACAAACCAUCAAACGGUAUACCUACUGGUCUUACACAACCGCCGAAUCAGACCACAGCUUACGCACAAAGAACCAAUUAUUCAACGAACCCUCUCUGCCAUUUACCACAGGUGUCGGAAGGAAGCCAAUUUGGCAAUGGCGUUCCUCCACCGCCACCUCCACCUCCUCCUGGAGUAAUACAUUACAAGAAUGUAUGAUAAAGUAAGUACGAAUGAGGAGUGAGUUAUUGACAAUUGUACAUAUGUAAAUA